AUGCUGAGGAGCCGCGUGGGCUCCAGGCUGCCCUCCAGCCCCCACGGCAGCCAGCAAGACACGGGGAGGCUGCAGGGAGGAAGGAAGGUCUGGGGGCUGCUGAAGGGCAGGGACGAUGAUGGGGAUGCACCCUCUCUAGCCCCUCCGCGUGGCCUCACCGCUCCCUUGCACCCUGCAGGUGUGGGCUUUGCCACGAGGCAGGUGGCGGGCCUCACCAAACCCACCACCAUCAUCGAAGUGAGCGGCGACAAGAUCACCCUGAAGACCCAGAGCACCUUCAAAAACACAGAGAUCAGCUUCAAGCUGGGCGAGGAGUUUGAUGAGACCACUGCUGAUGACAGGCACGUCAAGUCUGUGGUCACACUGGAUGGAGGCAAACUCGUCCACGUGCAGAAGUGGGAAGGAAAGGAGACAUCGCUAGUGCGAGAGCUGAAGGAUGGGAAGUUAAUUCUGACUCUCACCCUGGGCAGCGUCGUCUCCACCCGUACCUACGAGAAGGCGACAUAGAGGCCGUUCCCCCAGCUCCCUGCCUGUCACCCGGUGCCGAGCUCAUCACCGACUUGCCUCUGUCCUCUCCUCGGCGGCAGUUUGUACGCGCCUCACGUUGAUGGCAGAGCCCUCCGAACCUGUUGGAGCCGUCUGCUGCCCUGAUCCCUGUUGUCUUGUUGGGGUUUGGGUUGUGGUUGUGGUUGUGGUUGUUGUUUUUUAAUAACAGAAGAGCCCAUGUGGGAA
Molecule: messenger RNA, 732 nt
Organism: Struthio camelus australis
Lineage: Eukaryota; Metazoa; Chordata; Aves; Struthioniformes; Struthionidae
Source: RefSeq, a predicted model, not a curated record